CUCCUUUUUCCUCAAAUACUCUCACAUAUAAUUACAUCAGUGGGAGAAGCCGAGGGUUUCGGUUCUCUCAUUCCCUUAACUUUUUCUUCUUCUCCCAUUCCUCGUUUCUCUCUCUCGGUGUUCGUCGUCCGGGAAAGGCUCAGUGAGAUAGUGUGCGUCUCGAUUCUCUCCCAAAUUCAUUUCGUUGACUGUUCGUCGGCGGGGACUGUAAUUGGGGUUUUCUCCGUCGAGGUUUUGAAAUGGUGAGGAAGAGGAGAACUGAUCUUCCAGGUGGCGGUGAGGGCUCAGAGUCUUCACCUUGCUCUGAUCAUGGCUCACAGCAGCAGCCAUCUGAGAGGAGUAGUCCACCUCAGCAAGGAGGUCGAGGUGGAGGUUCCCAAGGCGGUCGUGGUGGAGGUUCCCAAGGCAGUCGGGGUGGAGGUUCCCAAGGUGGUCGUGGAGGAGGUUCCCCGUAUCAGCAGCAAGGUGGACGAGGUGGUGGUUAUGGCGGUCGAGGCCGUGGUGCUCCCCAGAACAAUCCAUACUAUGGGGGUUCUGGAGAGUAUCAGGGUAGGGGAAGAGGAGGGCCACCCCAGCAAGGUGGUCGAGGAGGUUACAGUGGUGGUCGGAAUGGUGGCCGUGAAGGAGGACCUCCUUACAGCGGGCCAUCUAGAUCACAAGUUCCCGAUCUGCCCCAAGCAACCCCAGCUUCUUUUCAAGUUGGGUUGAGGCCUCAGCCCAGACAUGCAGAGGCAAGCUCAUCUCAGCCUCCUGAGCCUUCAACAGCUGCAAUAUCGCAGCAGGUCCAGCAACUAACAAUUGAAGAGGAAUCAUCUGGCCAGGCUAUUCAGGCUGCACCUCCUGCCUCAAGCAAGUCUGUCAGAUUUCCCAUUCGUCCUGGCAAGGGUACUGUGGGAUCAAGAUGUGUUGUGAAAGCUAAUCAUUUCUUUGCAGAGCUUCCUGACAAGGAUUUGCACCAAUAUGAUGUCACAAUUACUCCUGAGGUUACUUCGAGAGGUGUCAAUCGUGCUGUUAUGAACCAAUUGGUAACCUUGUAUCGAUAUUCACAUCUAGGAGAGCGUCUUCCUGCUUAUGAUGGGCGGAAGAGUCUGUACACUGCUGGGCCCCUGCCUUUCACAUCAAAGGAAUUCCACAUCACCCUAAUUGAUGAAGAUGAUGGAACAGGCGGUCAAAGGAGAGAGAGGGUGUUCAAAGUCGUGAUAAAGUUCGCUGCACGCGCGGACCUGCACCAUUUGGGUCUCUUUUUACAGGGAAAGCAAGCUGAUGCACCGCAGGAAGCACUCCAAGUUCUUGACAUUGUCCUGCGUGAAUUGCCCAACGUGAAUUACACCCCAGUUGGACGAUCGUUUUAUCACCCUGAUAUUGGAAGAAGGCAGCCUCUUGGUGAAGGUUUGGAGAGCUGGCGUGGUUUCUAUCAAAGCAUUCGGCCUACUCAAAUGGGACUGUCACUGAAUAUCGAUAUGUCUUCCACUGCAUUCAUUGAACCACUGCCGGUUAUUGAAUUUGUAUGUCAACUACUGAAUCGUGAUGUCUCCUCUAGGCCAUUAUCAGAUGCUGACCGUGUGAAGAUUAAAAAGGCUUUGAGAGGUGUGAAGGUUGAAGUUACUCACCGUGGAAACAUGCGAAGGAAGUACCGUAUAUCUGGUUUAACAUCACAGGCAACUAGAGAAUUGACUUUUCCUGUGGACGAAAGAGGGACCAUGAAAUCUGUCGUGGAGUACUUCUAUGAAACUUAUGGCUUUGUCAUUCAACAUACUCAAUGGCCCUGUCUGCAAGUUGGAAAUCAAGCACGGCCCAAUUAUUUGCCCAUGGAGGUUUGUAAGAUCGUAGAGGGUCAGCGGUACUCGAAGAGGUUGAAUGAGAAACAGAUCACCGCUUUGUUGAAGGUGACCUGUCAGCGUCCUAAGGAAAGAGAGAAUGAUAUUAUAGAGACUGUCCGUCAUAAUGCUUAUCACAAGGACAAAUAUGCUAAGGAGUUUGGUAUCAAGAUCAGUGACAGGCUUGCUAAUGUCGAAGCUCGUAUACUGCCUGCUCCAUUGCUGAAAUAUCAUGACACUGGUAGGGAAAAGGAUUGCCUACCCCAAGUUGGACAAUGGAACAUGAUGAACAAGAAAAUGGUCAACGGUGGAACAGUGAACAAUUGGAUUUGCAUAAACUUCUCUCGACACAUUCAAGACAGUAUGGCCCGUGGAUUUUGUUAUGAGCUUUCUCAGAUGUGUCAAACUUCCGGAAUGCAAUUUAACUCUGAGCCGGUGCUUCCUCCCGUCAGUGGUAGACCAGAGCAAGUUGAGAGGUUGCUCAAAACUAGGUACCAUGAUGCUAUGAUGAAGCUGCAGCCAAUGGGGAAGGAACUUGAUCUGCUUAUUGUCAUCCUCCCUGAUAACAAUGGUUCUCUUUAUGGGGAUUUAAAGCGGAUCUGUGAAACAGAUCUAGGGCUUGUGAGUCAGUGCUGCUUGACAAAACAUGUUUACAAAAUGAGCAAGCAGUACUUGGCUAAUGUAGCCUUGAAGAUAAAUGUCAAGGUUGGAGGAAGAAAUACUGUCUUGGUUGAUGCGAUAUCUAGACGUAUUCCUUUAGUUAGCGAUCGACCCACAAUAAUUUUUGGCGCUGAUGUUACUCACCCCCACCCCGGAGAAGAUUCGAGCCCCUCAAUUGCAGCUGUUGUUGCUUCUCAAGACUGGCCAGAGAUAACUAAAUACGCCGGGCUUGUUUGUGCUCAAGCUCAUCGCCAGGAACUCAUUCAGGAUUUGUACAAGUCCUGGAAUGACCCUGUCAGAGGCCCAGUUUCUGGUGGCAUGAUCAAGGAGUUACUUAUAUCUUUCCGUCGUGCAACUGGUCAGAAGCCACAGCGAAUUAUAUUCUACAGGGAUGGAGUUAGUGAGGGGCAGUUCUAUCAGGUGUUGCUGUAUGAACUUGAUGCUAUUCGGAAGGCUUGUGCUUCAUUAGAACCCAACUAUCAGCCUCCAGUAACUUUUGUUGUGGUCCAAAAGCGUCAUCAUACAAGACUGUUUGCCAGCAACCAUAAUGAUCGUAAUUCUGUUGACAGAAGUGGGAAUAUAUUGCCUGGUACUGUUGUGGACUCCAAAAUCUGCCAUCCAACUGAGUUUGAUUUUUACCUUUGCAGCCAUGCUGGUAUUCAGGUGAUGUUAAUGUUCUCGUAACUGUAGUUGAGCAGUAUACAGAUUGCUUCGCAGGAAUAUCUUAAGGGGUCGUUUGGAUGGAUCAAUCUAUGAGUCAAUUUGAUCAAUUGUCUCGUUUUAUAAACGAGACAAUUAAAACGAGUCAAUUCGAAUUUCAAAAUACCUCAGGCAGAUUGAUCCAUCCAAAUUUUUUGCUGGCAAACGAGGCAAUUUGAUACAAUUGUCUCAAAACGAAACAAUUGUGUCAAAUUGGUCCGUUACAAUUCCUCAUCCAAAGACCCCUUUAGUUUCAUGUUCCGUACAUCUAAUGGUAAUAUUUUUAACAGGGUACUAGCCGUCCGGCUCAUUACCAUGUUCUGUGGGAUGAGAACAAGUUCUCUGCUGAUGCGCUACAGUCACUGACAAAUAACCUUUGCUACACAUACGCCAGGUGCACUCGUUCAGUCUCUAUUGUGCCACCGGCAUACUAUGCUCAUCUUGCUGCAUUCAGAGCUCGUUUCUACAUGGAACCUGAGACAUCUGACAGUGGUUCGAUGACCAGCGGGACUCAAGACUUUGGUCGUAGUGGUCCAGCAGGUGGGAGGGCAACCCGAUGUCCUGGUGCUAAUGCGGCGGUCAGACCAUUGCCUGCACUGAAGGAAAAUGUGAAGAGGGUUAUGUUUUAUUGUUGAGUGGAUUUGCUGUGGGCAAAUGGUAAUUAAGGAGAGGGGAAUGAGUAAGUACGAUGAGGGAUGAUUGAACACAUGUUUCGAAUUCAGUCGGUUGUCUUUUACAUUUUAUGAAAGUAUUGUUGAUAAUUUGUGCCUUCUGCUAUAGGUGAUGGUUUGAUCUGAUGAGCAUUGUGCUCUUUCGCUUAUUGCUGGGAUACGUUUGGAUGAAUUGUUAUGUUUGGUAUGGUGCCGAAUUGGAUAUUGUAUUUGUAGUGGUUUCUUAUCUGCUGAGUUGAUUGAAGUGGUAUGUUCAUAGGGAAUUUGUACGAGGCUGGCGUUGUGGUUCGUAGCUGUUUUCUCAACUCAUCGGAAAGCUUGUUAGAUUUUGGAAUAUGGAAGUCUGGUUUUCUCCAAGGGUGCAAGUUUGUGUCUUGUGGGAAAGUGAGUAUAUAAUAUAGGCA
This is a messenger RNA of Linum tenue, 4251 nucleotides long. Lineage: Eukaryota; Viridiplantae; Streptophyta; Magnoliopsida; Malpighiales; Linaceae. The record is from the annotation of a GenBank genome assembly.